UGAUCCGCAACGUGAAGUUUAAGAUCCUGGAUGCAGUGAUUGCUCAGGAGCCCUUGCACCGGGGUGGAGGACAGAUCAUCCCGACGGCCCGCAGAGUGGUCUAUUCCGCUUUCCUGAUGGCCACCCCUCGCUUGAUGGAGCCCUACUACUUUGUGGAGGUGCAGGCUCCUGCCGACUGCGUGUCUGCGGUGUACACGGUCCUGGCUAGGCGAAGAGGCCACGUGACGCAAGAUGCUCCAAUCCCGGGCUCCCCUCUCUACACCAUCAAAGCCUUCAUUCCAGCCAUUGACUCGUUUGGGUUUGAGACAGACUUGAGGACCCACACGCAGGGACAAGCCUUCUCGCUCUCUGUCUUCCACCACUGGCAGAUUGUGCCUGGUGACCCCUUGGACAAGAGCAUCGUCAUCAGACCCCUGGAGCCCCAGCCAGCCCCGCAUCUGGCCAGAGAGUUCAUGAUCAAGACCAGGCGUAGGAAGGGCUUGAGCGAGGACGUCAGCAUCAGCAAGUUCUUUGAUGACCCCAUGUUGCUGGAGCUGGCCAAACAAGAUGUCGUUCUCAACUACCCCAUGUGA
Messenger RNA from Balearica regulorum gibbericeps (East African grey crowned-crane), 572 nucleotides. Lineage: Eukaryota; Metazoa; Chordata; Aves; Gruiformes; Gruidae. The record is from RefSeq and is a predicted model, not a curated record.